UUUUGAGAAAAGAAAAAAAAUGGUUCCUUGUUCCUAGGAGAACAGGAACAGAGUUGGGUGUUCCUUGUUUCAUCUCACAUUGAAACCACCGGAGAGAGAGAUAAUGGCGGAGGGGCAAUCCCCGGAGAACUCACCGCCAGCUCCUCCUCCUCCUUCUCCUCCGUCACCUCCCUCUUCCAACGAUCAACAAACAACAUCUCCUCCUCCUUCCGACAAUCAAGAAACAACAUCUCCUCCUCCUCCAUCUUCACCUGACAUAGCUCCUCCACCUCAACAACAACAAGAAUCACCACCUCCUCCUUUGCCGGAAAAUUCCUCCGAUGGUUCUUCCUCGUCGUCUCCACCACCACCGUCUGACUCAUCCUCACAAUCACAAUCUCCACCUCCUCCUUCAACGUCCCCGCCACAGCAGAGUGACAACAAUGGCAACAAAGGAAACAACAAUGAGAACAACAAAGGUAAUGAUGGAAGCAGCGGCGAUGGAGGAAACAAGAACAUGUCUCAUACUCCUCCACCACCUUCUAAGACUUCGGACCAUAGCUCUCACUCGCAACCAAGAUCGCUGGCGCCGCCUACAAGCAACAGUGGCUCAAAUUCGUCAAGUAAUGAUGGUUUGAACAUUGGUGCUGUUAUAGGACUUGUGGCUGCAGCUGGAAUUUUAUUCAUUGUCAUGAUCUUGUUAUGUGUCUGUUGUUUUCGGAAGAAGAAGAAGAAAUCAAAGCUUGAUCAGAUGCCGUACUACGGAAGCAAUGCUUACCCCGCAGGAAAAACUGGGGGUGAUCAAUACUACAACCAAAAUGCUGCUACACAACAACAACAACAUUACAACCAAAAUGAUCACAUUGUGAAUCUGCCUCCACCUCCUGGAUCAAUGGGAACAAACUGGGUGAGUUCACCGCCACCACCACCUCCAGGAAAUUGGCAGCCAAUGCCGUCGCCACCAGCACCAGUGUCAGGAGGCGCAAAUGUGAUCCAAAGCGGCGAAAUGAGCUCAAAUUUCUCAUCAGGUCCAUACGCUCCAUCUCUACCACCACCUCACCCUUCAGUGGCUCUGGGAUUCAACAAUAGCACAUUCACUUAUGAGGAGCUAGCAUCCGCAACUCAAGGUUUCUCAAAAGACCGGUUGUUGGGACAAGGCGGUUUCGGAUAUGUUCACAAAGGAAUCUUGCCAAAUGGUAAGGAGAUAGCGGUGAAGAGCCUUAAAGCGGGUAGCGGGCAAGGCGAGAGAGAGUUCCAGGCAGAGGUGGAGAUCAUCAGCCGCGUUCAUCAUCGACAUCUCGUGUCUCUUGUGGGAUACUGCAGUAAUGCGGGAGGACAGAGGUUGUUGGUCUAUGAGUUUCUCCCUAAUGACACACUUGAGUUCCACCUUCAUGGGAAAAGUGGGACUGUGAUGGAUUGGCCAACCAGACUCAAGAUUGCCUUAGGAUCAGCAAAAGGUCUUGCUUAUCUACAUGAAGAUUGUCAUCCAAAAAUCAUCCAUAGAGACAUUAAAGCUUCAAACAUUCUCCUUGACCAUAACUUCGAAGCCAAGGUUGCAGAUUUUGGUUUGGCCAAGCUCUCCCAAGACAACAAUACACAUGUAUCGACUCGUGUUAUGGGAACAUUCGGAUACUUAGCUCCUGAAUAUGCAUCGAGUGGGAAACUAACUGAGAAAUCAGAUGUUUUCUCUUUUGGAGUUAUGCUUCUUGAGCUCAUAACCGGACGCGGACCGGUUGAUCUAAGUGGUGACAUGGAAGACAGUUUAGUCGAUUGGGCGAGACCAUUGUGCAUGAGGGUAGCGCAAGAUGGAGAAUAUGGGGAAUUGGUUGACCCAUUCCUUGAGCACCAAUACGAGCCUUAUGAGAUGGCACGCAUGGUGGCUUGUGCUGCUGCAGCCGUAAGACAUUCUGGUCGUCGCCGCCCAAAGAUGAGUCAGAUUGUUAGGACGUUGGAGGGUGAUGCCUCGCUGGAUGACUUAGACGAUGGUGUGAAACCGAAACAGAGUUCAAGCGGAGGUGAAGGCAGCUCAGACUAUGAGAUGGGCACAUAUGGUGCUGAGAUGAGGAAGUUUCGGAAAGUGACAUUGGAAAGUCGGGAUUACGGGGCAAGUAGCGAAUACGGUGCCACAAGCGAGUACGGGCUUGACCCAUCCUCUUCAAGCAGCGAGGAGAUGCACAUUGGAGGAAGCACCAGCAAAACUACUACUACUAACCGUGGGAUUUAAAUUACAUAAACCAACUUAUUAAAACCCGUUAGAUUAUAUUAUUCUUGAAAAUGUGAAUGUUGAUGUAAUUGUUCGUUAAACAAAUUAAAGAGAAAAAUAUUAUUUAUGUAUUCUAUGCUAAAUUGUGUCUCAACAGUCUACGCUAAAGAUGAUUAAAUGUUAAUUAAAACUGUUGUAUGUUACAAAAUUAUCCAUGAUGAGAAGUACAGUCU
Arabidopsis thaliana (thale cress) is the source of this 2415-nucleotide messenger RNA. It is a transcript of the gene PERK7, whose product is annotated as Protein kinase superfamily protein. The record is from RefSeq and is marked reviewed. The transcript has 7 exons. Gene Ontology annotation, molecular function: protein serine/threonine kinase activity; ATP binding; protein serine kinase activity. Bases 104 to 2203 code for a protein of 699 amino acids. Gene Ontology annotation, cellular component: plasma membrane. NCBI's taxonomy places the organism in Eukaryota, Viridiplantae, Streptophyta, Magnoliopsida, Brassicales, Brassicaceae.